Saccostrea echinata is the source of this 1007-nucleotide messenger RNA. RefSeq lists its product as uncharacterized. NCBI's taxonomy places the organism in Eukaryota, Metazoa, Mollusca, Bivalvia, Ostreida, Ostreidae. The coding region runs from base 6 to 920 and encodes 304 amino acids. The record is from RefSeq and is a predicted model, not a curated record. The transcript is spliced from 7 exons.
GUGAUAUGUUGUGGAUGCCGUUGAAUUGGAGCAUUCUUUUUGUCAGUGUGGUGGUGGCAGAGUCAAGAAAAAGCAGACCAAAUCAUGACAUAUUGUUGGACAUCAAGAAACAAAAACUACUUUCACUCAUAAAUGAGCUACGGAACAGCUACACAUCACGAGACAACUCAAAUGAGGAACAAAAUUGGCAGGAAUACAAAGUCACAAUGGACCCUACAGAUUCAACACCUCAAUCGUUUCUGGACGAACUUUUUCCAAAGUGCAAGAAUUUCAGUAUGUGGUGUGCGUUUAAGCAGUUAUUUCCUGGAGAAAAUUUUACAGAUGUUGAAUAUGGGGAUGUGAAAGAGGAAGCCCGAGAGAUCCUUGAAUCCGAGAGUAGAAAAAGAACAGACGAUCUUUCAUCUUGGGGAAAGUAUACCUGCAGCUGGAGAAUUGGUUGUCUGGUCGUCUGCCUACUAAUAACUUUAAAGAGAGAUUAUCUAUGGAAGAGGAAAUUAGAGAGUGUUUCCAGGAUUGAUGCCUCAGUACAGUGCUGUAUCAUGUCGGACUGGCCCGAGGAAAAUUCAUAUGUACCUUAUUUCGCUCCGCUUCGAGAGGAUGACUUGGAAAUCGACGCCUCUGGAAGAAAAUGUUCGAAUUUUUACAGCCUUUCCGGAAUCAAAGAUAAGAAAUAUGAACUCAUCCGGAAAUUAUCCAAGCAUUUAGCCGUGGGAGAAGCAAUACAACGCGUAGGGAUAUUUUUGGGAUUAACAGCUACCGAUAUCUGCAUCAUUAGGCAAGAUUACAAAGGAGAUUCGAAAGAAAUCGCAUAUCGGUGCCUGAAAAAAUGGACGGAAGUACGACCCAGCGAGGGACGGAAGGAGUUGGAGGAUGCCAUCAUCAAAGCUGGAUUGGGUGGUAUUCUUCACAGAAUUAUAUAAUGAAACAUUUUUGAAAAAAGGGGAAGGAAUGACGUUUUAAAAUCCUUAAUGUGCAUGGCUUACAGACUUUUUGUGUGACUGACUCCA